AUGAUUGACAACGGCGGUCGUGUAGCUAUUUCCUUAUUUCCUCCUCCUCAAGAAGAUGCACGAUCACACUGGAGUGAAAUAUUUCAACCAACGCUCGGAUCUCAAUCUCAUCUCUAUCAGCUUUUAAUGAAUAAGAUGAGAAAUGAUCAUCGAAUUCAAAUUCUACGGUCGGACACUGGUCAAAUACUGAAAAGUUUUGGAAAAACGGGCAGUGUUUCUCUCAAGAUAAAACCAACAAUUGCCAUAUCGAUAUGCAACGCUAAAGCCUUAAUUGUACCUCAGAAAAAUCGUAUUCAAGUGAUAUCCCUCUCUACAGAGAGAGUGUUGUGCACUCUUUAUUGUGAAUACGACCACAUUUGUGUGGACCACUUUAACAACAACAUAAUUGUGGCAUUAGGGAAAGACCUAUCAAUGUAUGCCCUCAAUCCCUCAACAUUUAAGCUUGAAAAGAUUUCUACAAUGAGCUACCAGUUUGUACGUCCGUUGGUGAGAAUGCGUGUGGAUGGGUCUACAGGAGUCUUAUUCUAUCUACCGACUUCCAUUUGA
Molecule: messenger RNA, 546 nt
Organism: Naegleria lovaniensis
Lineage: Eukaryota; Heterolobosea; Eutetramitea; Acrasida; Naegleriidae
Exons: 1
Coding region: 1-546 (181 amino acids)
Source: RefSeq, a predicted model, not a curated record